Molecule: messenger RNA, 2274 nt
Organism: Microcebus murinus (gray mouse lemur)
Lineage: Eukaryota; Metazoa; Chordata; Mammalia; Primates; Cheirogaleidae
Gene: C7H8orf34
Product: chromosome 7 C8orf34 homolog
Source: RefSeq, a predicted model, not a curated record
CGACCGCGCCGAGGCAGCCCGGGCUCCCGAGCUCCCGUCCCGGCCCCAGCCCGAGGAACGGCACGGUUGUCCCCCGCGGAGGCGCACGGCCGCGCGGUCUCCCCGCACUCGCCCCGCGGCCCCCUCGGUCUCUCCAUGGCGUCUCGUCAGCAAACCCGGAUCCAGGCUUACCUGGAGAAGAACAAGAUCGGUCCCCUGUUUGAGGAAUUAAUGACCAAGUUAAUAACUGAGACACCUGACCAGCCAAUCCCGUUUCUCAUUGACCAUCUUCAGUCUAAACAAGGAAGCCGUGGACAACUUCAAAGGACUUUAUCUGGAUCUGCAGCUCUCUGGGCAGAAAGUGAAAUACCAGAACCUAAAGGAACCAGAAGGGAUUUCAGAAGCUAUGAUAAACCUUGGCAAUUAAAUGCAAAGAAACCUAAAAAAUCAAAAAGUGACCUUGCUGUGUCUAAUAUUUCUCCAUCAUCACCGGACUCCAAAUCAUUGCCAAGGUCAGUAGAGCAUCCUAAAUGGAACUGGAGGACUAAACCAGAAAGCCGUGAUUUUGAUGAAUUGAAUCACAUCCUUCAAGAGAGCAAGAAGCUGGGGAAAGCCCUUGAGAAUCUGUCUCGAAGUAUUGCAAUUUCAGAUGAACUCGAUAAGGAAACAGUGGCUUUUAAUUCUUCUCUUCUGAGGCCCCGUGUGAUUGGAGAAUGGAUUGGUAGAGAAGAAAAUGAUGCUGAUCCACUAGCCGCUGAGAUGCUACAGCCCCCAGUUCCAAGAAGUAAAAAUGACCAAUGGGAAAGCGAAGACAGUGGCUCUAGCCCUGCAGGAAGCUUAAAGAUGGAGCCUAAGACUAAAGGAUUAAAACAGCAGCAGCAGCAACAUAAGAAGCUCCUGGCGGCCAUGCUCUCUCAAGAUUCUUUUGAGUCCAUUCACAGCCCCACCCCAUCUGUAACAGAGGAAGAUAUUGAUAAUGAAGAUGAUGCAAUGGAAUUGCUGGAGGAUCUUAAUGAUUUAAGAAUGGAGGGAGUAACAACCUUGGUACCUUCUGGGAGCAAAUUUAACCAAGGCCGUCCUACUCACCCUGCUGAGCCUCAGGCCAAGGUCACACUGAACAUCUGUUCAAGGUGUGCCAGGCUUCAAGGAGACAACCUGGCAGAGAGGACAGAAGAGACAUUACAGAUACUUCAUUCUCCAGAUGAAACAGUCCCAGAUUCUUUGGAUUCUUUUCCUGGGACCGAAGAAGCUCUAAUGGAAGAGGGUGAAGAAUUAGAGAAAGCAGCUAACUUUACAGGACCCGGAGAAGGCUCCAGUGAAGGACAAUCAUUGAAAACCUACAUGGAAGAAGAUGAAUCCUUAAAGCAACUACAAGUAGUUCAUCAACCGUGGAUCUUGCCAAGUGACACAGAAAGUGAAGGGGUGGAAGCAGAACAAGAUAAACGUUCUGCCGACCUCCUUCUUUGUGUCCCAUGCUCUUCUUGUCCUGCACUGGUCUACUCUGGUCUGUGAAACAGACAGAAGAAGUUGCAAGUGGCCCUUAAAGAAAUUGCAAUUAUUCAAAUCCUUAUAUAUAGUUCUAAUUUUAUUUACUAUGUGUAAUCAUUUAGAGAAUGGUUAUUUUUGUAAUAUCAAUAAUAAAAGAAAAGUACUAUUGUAACCAGGGGGUGCCCAACUGUGUAAUCAGAGAACACUAAUCCUGGCAAAGAACUAUGGGGUGGUGAGGAAGCCUGCUGCCUUUUGGCAUGGUUAGUGUCUUGGGUUUAGAGUACUUUAUACAUAGCUACUAAGAUUAAUAUUUGAUAUAUUAAAUAUUGCCUGAUUCAAAUAACUUUGCUUAAAUUUUUUCUGUAUUUUAACUUGUCCAGGGUUUUCUACUUCUUCUAUUUUUAUAAUAUUUUCUCAUUUUUUAGAUUAAUAAACAUUAUACUUACCCACAUGUGCCAACAUGUGCCAUUUAGGUCUCUGCACAGGUUAGCUAUUUGCUGUCAUCCCCCACCUUAUGUAUUCUGUGCAGCAGCAAGAGGUGUAUUCUCCACCGCUACUCCUUCCCAUGAUUAUUAUCCCUAUUUCUAUCAAAACACAUAAUCGAUAUGUUAAUUCCAUAAAAAUAUCAAUAAGGAAUGUAAUGCAUGCCCCCCAAAGUGUAUGCAAUGAAAAGUGUUUGACCAUUAAUCCAAUUAUUAAACCCAAUGAAGAUUAUCCAUUUUAAAUUUGAUAUACGCUAGCUUUUGGAAUGUGUUAUGCAUCAAUGCUAAGUGAAUGGAUCUAAGUAAAUCCAUGGAGGGUCUCUAC